AUGCUGCAGGCGUGUGCAGCAAGACCUCUCCUCCAAGCGAGCGCCUUGCGGGCGCUGUCUUGCUGCGCAGCAGCAGCGGAAGAGUUAGCAGCAGCGAAGCCAGGCACUGUAAGCGGCCCGUACGACCAGCACAUACUGCUGCAGUUGCCCCGCCCGGUUGACGCGGUGCGGGCGCCCGGGGUGCCCGGCGCCUGGUGGCCGCAGCUGGUAGAGCGGGAGCCCGCCGUUGUUGAGGCCUUCAGGGAGGUUGCAAGACGGGGUGAUGUCAUUGGAAAAGUGAAGAUCACCGCAUUUGAGGAGGUGGCGAGGCGGGACGAGGGCCCGCCGCCCGGCGCCUGCAACCUCCUUGCCUUCCCGGCAGGGCUGCAGUUUGACGGCCUCCCCGUGGAGCAGGUUGGGCUGGCGGUGGCGCUGGCAACCGCAGACGAACCCAACAAGCUGCCGAUGAGGGCGAGCGACCGAAGGGCGCUCACCGCAUGCAUGGCCGCGACGCACGACCUGUCGCUGUUUGUGUGCUGCCACGCCGCCCGCGACGCGCGCUGCGGCCAGCUAGGGCCGCCGCUGGCCGCGUCGCUGCACCGCCUGGUGCGUGCCCGCGGCCUGGAGGAGCAUGUGGCUGUGUAUGCCACAUCCCACAUCGGGGGGCACAAGUAUGCGGGCAAUGUGGUGUGCUACGGAGCCGUGCACCCCUGCGACGGCGACUGGUUUGGCGGUGUCAAUGCCGGCAACGCAGAGUCCUUUCUGGAUGCGCUGCUGGCGGUAGAGCUGGGCGUGGAUGGCGGGGCGGAGCAUGCGGCGCUGCGCCCCUUUUGGCGCGGGCGCAUGGGGCUUAGCAAGGAGGAGCAGCGGGAGCUGUGGGAGCAGGGCGGCGGCAUUGAAGAGUUGGAGGGAUCAGGGGAUGAAGAGGAGGAGAUUGAUGAGGAGCUAGAACAGCUGCUGGCGGAGCGCCGAAGAGGGCUGCUGUAG
Messenger RNA from Chlorella variabilis, 966 nucleotides. RefSeq lists its product as hypothetical. The transcript has 5 exons. Bases 1 to 966 code for a protein of 321 amino acids. NCBI's taxonomy places the organism in Eukaryota, Viridiplantae, Chlorophyta, Trebouxiophyceae, Chlorellales, Chlorellaceae. The record is from RefSeq and is a predicted model, not a curated record.